This is a messenger RNA of Protopterus annectens (West African lungfish), 2158 nucleotides long. Its product is annotated as zinc finger protein OZF-like. NCBI's taxonomy places the organism in Eukaryota, Metazoa, Chordata, Ceratodontiformes, Protopteridae. The record is from RefSeq and is a predicted model, not a curated record.
CGUGCUGUUAAUUUGGAAAAAUCCAUUGCAGAAGAAUUUGUAGAACUGCACCAGUUUCUCCAGGACAAGGAACAAAAACUCAUUCAACAACUUAACAGCAAAGAAUCAGAAAUUCUGAGAGAGAUAAAAGAAAAUCUUGAAUGCGUUAAAACUGGCAGUACAGAAAUCCACUCAGCAGUAUCUGAUAUUAACUUGGAAAUCAAAACAGAAGUAGAGGUUCUGGAAGAGAGAAAUGAUGACACAGGCUAUCUGACAACCACUGAGGAGUCAGUGUCAGGUGACACAUCAGAACAUGGAAAACACAAAGCUAAUGGAGUUAUAUCAGAACGUGCUUUUAAUUUGGAAAAAUAUAUUGCAGAAGAGUUUGUAAAACUGCACCAGUUUCUCCAUGACGAGGAGCAAAAACUCAUUCAACAACUUAACAGCAAAGUAGAAAUUCUGAAAGAAAAUCUUGAAUGCAUUAAAACUGGUGUUACGGAAAUCCAUUCAACAGUGUCUGAUACUAACUUGCAAAUCAAAACAGAAGUAGAGGUUCUGGAAGUUCUGGAAGAGAGAAAUGAUGGCACAGAUUGUCUGACAACCACUGAGGAGUCUGUGUCGGGUGAUACAUCAGAACAUAGAACUCCGUUAGCUUUGUGCUUUCCGUCAGCUCCAGAAUCCUUUGAGGAUGUUGCUGUUGCUUUUUCAGCAGAGGAGAUGAAGAUGUUAAAACAAGACCAGGACCUUCAUAAGGAAGUAAUGUUAGACAACUGUGAAACCUUAGUUUCAGCAGGUAAUGGGAACAGAGAAUGGAGCAUUUGCUGGAGUCAGCAGCCAUCACUUGGAGUAUCUCUAUUAAGUUAUCCUACAGAGAACCUGCAGCACUUUGUUCAAACUGUGAAGGCCUCCAACAAGCAUCCUGUUAAACCUGUAGCACAGCUUCAUCCAGGUUAUACCUGCAACAUGAACUCUGAAUGUGACCGAAGUUCUAUAGUACAGCAAAGUCCAUUAGUACAUCAGGGAGCUCACAAAGAAGAGAAGCCACAUAAAUGUCCUGAAUGCAAUAAGUGUUACACAACAAAAUGUUAUCUAGUAAAACAUGAAAGGAUUCACACUGGGGAGAGGCCAUAUAAAUGUCCGGAAUGCAAAAAGUGUUUCACAGAAAAGAGUUCCCUAGCAAAACAUGAAAGGACUCACACGGGGGAGAGACCAUAUAAAUGUCCAGAGUGCAAUAAGUGUUUCAUAGACAAGUAUGAGCUAGCAAGACAUGAAAGGACUCACACUGGGGAGAGACCAUAUAAAUGCACUGAAUGCAGCAGGUGUUUCAUACGAAAGAGUCAUCUAGUAAAACAUGAAAUGAUUCACACUGGGGCGAGACCAUAUAAAUGCCCUGAAUGCAGCAAGUGUUUCAGAGCAAAAUGUGAUCUAGCAAUACAUGAAAGGAUUCACACUGGGGAGAGACCAUAUAAAUGUCCGAAAUGCAAUAAGUGUUUCACAGGAAAGAGUUCUCUAGUAACACAUGAAAGGACUCACACUGGGUUGAGGCCAUAUAAAUGUCCUAAAUGCAGCAAGUGUUUCAUAAAAAAUAGUGAUCUGGUAAACCAUGAAAAGAUUCACAGUGGGGAGAGACCAUAUAAAUGCCCUAAAUGCAGCAAGUGUUUCAGAAAAAAAUGGAAUCUAUUAAAACAUGAAAGUAUUCACACUGGGGAGAGACCGUAUAAAUGUCUGGAAUGUAAUAAGUGUUUCACAGAAAAGAGUUCUCUAGUAAAACAUGAAAGGACUCACACAGGGGAGAGGCCAUAUAAAUGUUCAGAAUGCAAUAAGUGUUUCACAGAAAAGGGUUCUCUAGUAAAACAUGAAAGGACUCAUACGGGGGAGAAACCAUAUAAAUGUCCAGAAUGCAAUAAGUGUUUCACAGAAAAGGGUUCUGUAGUAAAACAUAAAAGGACUCACACAGGGGAGAAACCAUAUAAAUGUCCAGAAUGCAAUAAGUGUUUCAGACAAAAGGGUGCUCUAAUAAAACAUGAAAGGACUCACGGGGAGAGACCAUAUAAAUGUCCUAAGUGCCGCAAGUGUUUCACACAAAAGGGUAGUCUAGUACAACAUGAAAAGGUAUCCCACAUUCAUGGAUAAGAGUGCUUAAAAAUGUAUAAGGUACACACCAUACUGAUCGACUACA